Rotaria socialis is the source of this 321-nucleotide messenger RNA. The record is from the annotation of a GenBank genome assembly. Lineage: Eukaryota; Metazoa; Rotifera; Eurotatoria; Philodinida; Philodinidae.
AUGAAAAUCGGUGAUCAUAUAUUAGUUGAUGGAAAACAUCCAGCAACACUAUGCUAUUUUGGUUUAGUUGAUAAUCAUCCAGGUGAAUGGAUUGGCAUUGAAUGGUGGAAUCAACAAGGAAAACAUAAUGGAACGAAUAAUGGAAAAUUUUAUUAUAAAACAAAAAAUUCAUCAAAUGGAUUUUUUAUUCGACGACAAAGAAUACAAUUUGGAAAUUCUUUUACUCAAGCUAUUCAAAAGCAAUAUAUUAAAUCAUUUUCAAAUGAUUAUAUCAAUGAUGAUAUUAAUUAUUCACUUUUCGGUUUGUAUUUGAUAAUUUAG